UGUUUAUUUAGAGUCCUUGAUAAAUCCGGCCGCGAUCUCUGCGUUACAUUUGUCGUGCUUAGCGAUGGAGAUACUGCAAGAGAGACCUUAUAUCGAUAGAAGCACUUCAAACUCGCAGUUAGAUCAUGCUUCUUACAACAAACUACCGUACCACGAUGGCUCCGAUUGGUUUAUUGGGUACAGGCCAGUUUGCAACACUUCAUACGACGUGUCUUUGCUCGGCGAGGCCGUAAGACGAGCGCAAGGGUUGGCCCCAGCGCGAUUGCAGUUUAACGGAGAGAAACUCACUCGCUUGCUCCAAGUGUACGAAGAAACGUGUAGGCCAAGCAAGGCUCGCGUGCGAAUGCUGGCAUCAGAACUACAAACCACCGAGAAGCGAAUCACGCAAUGGUUCAUAAACCGCCGAAACAGGUUUAAAAAGAUGGAGGAGAACUGGGACGAAUUAUCAGGUAGCGUUCAACAGAAGCGUAAACGAGUUACACAAGCGGAAUCUUGGAAUUACUGCUACAAGAGAAUUCCAUCGCAAAGAAAUGAUAGCGCGCAAGUGGACUACGACCCUUCACUUGAUUAUUCUACAACUAAACCCCUGAGCCACUUUAGCCCUCUCUACGACUCAUCACCGUCUGGCCAGGGCUUAGAGGAGGACUCGUCAAGGUUUAACUACUCUAACACUGUGCCUUUGAGGCAUUUCUCAGAGCCAGAAGCGCGAGAGUUUGUGGUUUGGGAUCCAGCGCCAGGUGUCGAGGCGAGAGAGGAAAACACGCCGCCCUCUGUUGCUUCUCUCUCUUUUCUGCGAACACACCCAGAAUUGAGGUACGUUAGUACAAAUGAACUAUUACAGGCCAAGGGCGAGGAGACACGACAGCCCGAUACACUCUCGACGACUCCACAACAAAAUGCAAAGGCUGAUUACAUUAGUAGGAGAGAUCAUCUAUCACAUGGUGCAGAGGUGAACAAUGAGACACUACCCUCCAUUGGCGCGCCCGAGAAGCAAAUAAAGCAAAGUUAUACCAACAACGCAAACGAACUCUCUCAGUCGGGAGAUUAUUACGAUUUUAUUAGAAAUUUUCUAUCGGAUGCAGGAUUGUACAAGAGAGAAUUAAGUUCGAUUACAAAGACAAAACCCAAAAUAUCUUUUACAAUGGAAACAUCGAACAUCCCGCGAGCUCGGAGGAUAUCAUGCGUUUCGUCAACAAGCCUGUUCGUCCACACCCAGUUCAUCCACAAGUAG
This is a messenger RNA of Nematostella vectensis (starlet sea anemone), 1231 nucleotides long. RefSeq lists its product as uncharacterized. Lineage: Eukaryota; Metazoa; Cnidaria; Anthozoa; Actiniaria; Edwardsiidae. The record is from RefSeq and is a predicted model, not a curated record. Gene Ontology annotation, molecular function: DNA binding. The coding region runs from base 65 to 1231 and encodes 388 amino acids. The transcript has 3 exons.